This is a messenger RNA of Chaetomium globosum CBS 148.51, 294 nucleotides long. RefSeq lists its product as uncharacterized. The transcript is spliced from 3 exons. NCBI's taxonomy places the organism in Eukaryota, Fungi, Ascomycota, Sordariomycetes, Sordariales, Chaetomiaceae. The record is from RefSeq and is a predicted model, not a curated record. The coding region runs from base 1 to 294 and encodes 97 amino acids.
AUGGCAACGCCCAGCAACCCGCAGUUCCCUCUCGGUGUCUGUACUUGUAUCGAGGGCGGGGCACUCCAGGUAAUUCGUGCGGAGAAAUGGUGGGAGGUAUGCCUGCCUCGCCAGGAAAAGUCGGGCAAGUCGCAGGGACGUCUUGAGCCAAGCACUGCCCUGCCAGGGCGGGACCUGGAUGGCGAGAAACCAGACGCUUACUUGGACGACACACCUACACGUGUAGAAGAAAUGUCCGAGCCCCUUCCGAUCCGCCAUUGCCGCUCCAAAAUACCCUUUUCUUCCUCCUUCUAG